This is a messenger RNA of Rhincodon typus (whale shark), 4547 nucleotides long. RefSeq names its product mitogen-activated protein kinase kinase kinase 20-like. NCBI's taxonomy places the organism in Eukaryota, Metazoa, Chordata, Chondrichthyes, Orectolobiformes, Rhincodontidae. Gene Ontology annotation, molecular function: ATP binding; protein kinase activity; protein binding. Gene Ontology annotation, biological process: protein phosphorylation. Gene Ontology annotation, cellular component: cytoplasm. The transcript has 20 exons. The coding region runs from base 340 to 2886 and encodes 848 amino acids. The record is from RefSeq and is a predicted model, not a curated record.
AAUAGCGUUGUAGAGGGUCUCUGCCCAAUCUGUGUUACUAGCUGCUAUUCUCUGCGAAGCGGAUGGUUUGCGUAUAUCACAUUCCAGAGCCAUGACCCAGUCUCCAAGUUGACAGCCCUUCCGCGUCAGGAUAAGUGUCCCUGGAAGCUCAACAGGCGCACGGGCUCUAAGCAACAAACUUGUCUUGACAUAGCGCCUUCCGUGGGCUCGGGACGCCCCAAAAUUUUUUGCACACCAGUGGAUUACUUUUGGAGCCGUCAACGUAGUAAACCUGCAACGUUAAAAUGGAAAAUAUAACACGGUGAAAGCUAUCUAUGAUUCUGAAAUUGUCAGUAUGCAAUGUUGUCCUUCAGUCCAUCGUUUUUGCAAAUCAAGUUUGACGAUUUGCAGUUUCAUGAAAACUGUGGCGGGGGAAGUUUUGGUAGUGUGUAUAGAGCAACAUGGUUAUCUCGGGACAAAGAGGUGGCUGUAAAAAAGUUGUUAAAAAUAGAAAAAGAGGCUGAAAUUCUGAGUGUUCUCAGCCACAGGAACAUCAUUCAGUUCUAUGGAGCUGUUCUUGAGUCACCCAACUAUGGCAUAGUAACUGAAUAUGCUCCUGGAGGGUCACUGUAUGAUUAUCUGUCCAGUGCUAAAAGUGAGGAAAUGGACAUGGGUCAAAUCAUGACUUGGGCAACUGAUAUUGCUAAAGGUAUGCAUUACUUACAUAUGGAUGCUCCAGUAAAGGUAAUUCACAGGGAUCUCAAGUCUCGAAAUGUGGUGAUUGCGGCAGACAGAGUGCUAAAGAUUUGUGAUUUUGGUGCCUCUCGGUUUCACUCCCAUACAACACACAUGAGCUUGGUGGGAACCUUUCCAUGGAUGGCACCAGAAGUUAUACAGAGCCUACCAGUGGCUGAAACAUGUGACACCUUCUCCUAUGGUGUGGUUCUAUGGGAAAUGCUGACAAGAGAAAUCCCAUUUAAAGGACUUGAAGGUUUACAAGUGGCCUGGCUAGUCGUGGAGAAAAAUGAGAGAUUGACCAUUCCGAAGGGCUGUCCUGCCAGUUUCGCAGAACUCCUGCAUCAGUGCUGGGAAACGGAUCCCAAAAAAAGGCCAAAUUUUAAACAGGUCUUGGGGAUUCUUGAGAUUAUGUCACAUGACAGCAAACUUCCAGACCAAUGCAAUUCCUUUCUGCAUAAUAAGGCUCAAUGGAGAUGUGAGAUAGAGGCCACUUUAGAAAGACUAAAGAAACUGGAACGAGAUCUGAGCACAAAGGAACAGGAGUUGAAGGAACGAGAAAGACGUUUGAAAAUGUGGGAGCAAAAGUUGGUGGAGCAGUCCAGUGCUCCUUUGCUGCCAUCCUUGGAUAUAUAUUCUUGGACAGAAGAAGAUGUGUAUUUUUGGAUACAACAACUAUUAGAUAAAGGUGACACAGAUUGUUGCAAGAAAGGUUAUGCUGAAUUGUUUAAAAAUCAUCACAUCACUGGACGAAGGUUACUUUUGCUAGCAGAGCAAGAUAUGAAAGACAUGGGAAUACAAUCCAAAGGACAUAUCAUUCAUUUAAAGACUGAAAUUGAAAAACUGACCCUUGACUACUUGAAUCUAUUUCACUUUCCUCCCUUAAUCAAGGAUGAGGAUUCUGAGGAAGGGGAUGUCAGAGAAAAAGUAGUGAAUCUGGAUCUGCUUUUUGGUUAUCAUUUAAAACCGGGCAAAGGAUCUCAGGAUUCUAAAUGGAAAAUGUAUGUGGAAGUGGAUGGUGACAGUGUCGCGUUGACCUACAUCAAGGAUGUAACUUUCAAAGCUAAUCGACAAGACACAGAUAUAAUUAAAAUAACCAAGCCUCCCUACUUAAUGGAGAAGUGGAUUGUGGGAAUUACUGAGAACCAGAUUGUUGAAUGUAUUGUUAAUUAUGAGAAUGAUGUCAAAACUCCAAAAACAACUAAGCACAACCACACUAUCACACUGAAUGCUGCCAACACUGAAAUGAAGGAAGUAGUGCUAGUCAUCCAAGCCAUGCCAACAAAUGCAGAAAACAAGUUUCAGAGCAAAUGCCAGUCAAAUGUUCGUCAACAAUGGUUUGAUAUGUUAAAAUUGCGCAAAAUAUCUACAGGCGACUCAUCACAAUAUUCUGCCAUUUUACCUCCUAACCAAAACACUUCCAGUUCCAUUACGCAAUCUCAAUUGUUUACUUUAUUUGCAAGUCAAGAUACUUAUGCAGCAGUUGUAAGACGUAUGCAGAGCCCCAGCAGAUGCCACAUCACUACUCCUCUGACUCAAUCCAGACAAAGCUCCAGCCCAUUACCUACAAUGCCAGUAUUAUGCAGUCGUAUUUCUACUGUACACCUCAGCUCUGAAGGAAGCAGCCUGUCAAGCACAACCUCAAACAGCAUCUUGGAGAGAGAUCAUACUACCGGUAGACAAAGCAGCGGCUAUCAGAGCAAUGAUUCCAAUGACUUCUUGUUUAAUAAAACAACCACUUCUGAGGGAUUUAACCACAUUAAUAAGAAAGUAGUUAGCCCAGUAUUCAUGCGUGGUAGUGGAAAUAGGCACAUGAGUAAGGAAUAUGGUAGGGAAAGAAGCAAAAGCACACCUAUGAGACAUAACUCUGGAUAUCAAUCAUCAGAAAAGCGGUAUACGCAAUCCAGCCGUUCUCACCAUGCUAAGUCAUGGGGCCCUGAAAGAAACCUACAAAAGCAAUUUCAACAACAUUUAGAGACAGAUAUUAGUGCAGUCUCAGACAUGCAAGGUGCAGGUGGUAAAAGUGCAAAAGAUACAGGUAAAGAGAGGCACAGCAAAACUAAUGAAGGAGAUUGGAUUAAAGUUGAACGGCACAAAAAAUCUCAUAAAAAUGACUCUUUUAAAGUAUCCAGAGGUAGAGGCCGAGGAGGAGGCCGUAGCCGACUGUUCUGACAGAGAGCCUCAAAAGUUGACUUCUGUUUGUCUCAACUGAAAAUGUUAUUUGUAAUUGAACAUCUUUCUGUAAUCUGUAAUAUUUCAAGCAGAUGGACAUAAUUUGCUAAUAGAGAUUGUUACAGAUUUGACUAGGAUUUGAAAUGUUCAAUAGAAUUUAAGCCUGUCACUGAGCCUGUUGUGAUUAUUCAGUCAAAACUCAGUGUUCACCAAAUGGAAUCAGGGUAAAUGUAUGGGAUAGUACUUUAUACUGGCACUGGUUUUAAUAAAACUGCAAUUCUCUGAUAAUUUACUUUUUUUUAUUAUUCAUUGAUGGGAUGAGGGCAUCGCUGGCUAGGCAGCAUUUAUUGCCCAUCCCUAAUUGCCCAGAGGGCAGUUAAGAGUCAACCACAUUGCUGUGGGUCUGGAGUCACAUGUAGCCCAGACCAGGUAAGGAUGGCAGUUUUCCUACCCUAAAGGACAUUAGUGAACCAGAUGGGUUUUUUUGACAAUCGACAAUGGAUUCACAGUUAUCAUUAGAUUCUUAAUUCCAGACAUUUAUUGAAUUCAAAUUCCACCAUCUGCCAUGGCAGGAUUUGAACCUGGGUCUCUAGAAUAUUAUCCGGGUAUCUGGAUUAAUAGUCCAGUGAUAAUACCACAAGGCCAUCACCUAAAAAAACUAACGUGUAUAUUAAAGAGAGUGAGCGAGGGUACAAUAUUUGUGUGCUGUAUAAGAGAUAAUGUGCGUGAGUUGAAUCUUGUGUAGAGAGGGUGAGGAAUAUGGGGCAUUCCCAUAAAAAUGAACACACACAUUGCACUGACAGUGUAUGGAUAUCCCGACAUUGCUUGUUUGUCUUGUCAUCCCCACUGAAUGUUUGGAUGAAAGCAAUCUAUAGGGAAUCAAAAACCCCAAUAUACACCCUAAUAUACAAUUGAAGGAAUACAAGGGUGUAGAGGGUACACUGUAGCUAUACAAAGAUCCAGUUAGACCAAAUGUGUAAUAAUGUGAACAGAUCCAAGCAUCACAUCUUAGGAACAAUCUUUGGGCUUGAGAGAGAAUACUGCACAGGUUUGCUAGACUGAUAAUGGGAUCCCAAGGAUUAAAUUAGGAGAAAAGCUUACAUAAACUAGGCAUGUUUUUGCACAUUACAAUGUUAAGGGAUGAUUUGGUUGAUGUUUUCUGAGAUUAAGGGGAACGGAUAAGGUAGAUAAUGAAAAACUAUUUCCACUGGUUAAGGAGUCCAGGACAAGAGGGGGCUAGUUUAAAAAUUAUAGCCAGUGUAAGAAUUUCAGGAGUAAAAUUAAAAAUCACUUCUUAAUGCAAAGGAUCACAGAAGUUUGGAAUUCUGUUCUGCAACCAGCAGUUGGUGCUAGUUGAUUAUAAUUAAAGAUUGAUUUUUGUUAACUAAAGGUAUAAUGGGACACAAGUAUGCAGAGCAAAGUUACAGAAAAACUAUUUGGAACAGACUCGAGAUGCUCAAAAACCUACUCCUCUUCAUGUUUUUUUUUGGUAAUAUAUUUGUGUGUUUGUUCUGAUAUGAUUUUGUAAAUCUGUUUGAAAAUGCAUUUUUGGUGGCUGGAUUUACUAUAGCACAUCUUAUGGAUACAGAAGACUGUUUAUAUACUAAAUGCAAUGCAUGCUCAUUCCUUGACUCGUUGUCUUAUUUGGUAAUAAACUUCAG